AUGAUUAUUAUUAUUAAUUAGGUACUUUGAUAAAAAUUUCAGACUCAAUAUAUUGUAUUGAAACUAAUAUAGUUAGUUAGAGCUUUUGGAACCGAGUUUAUUGAUACCUCAUUUAUGUUUCUAAGUUGAUUAGAACAGAAGUUAUAGCAAUUUUAGUGGCGAAAAUUUUGCCUAUAUUAUUUUUUUUAAAUUGUGACCGAAAAAGGAAAAUUUCACAUUAAAAAUGCUGUAACUUAUUUACUAUUUGAGUUAUUUGCAUGUAAUUUUCACCAGAAAUACAUGAUUAUGUCCUGAUAUUUAUUUUAAUUUCAAACAAGUGGUAGACUGUGACAUAAUGUUCUUAUUCGUUUUUAAAGUGAGGUUACUUGUAAAAAAAGAAACGGUCGACAAGAAGUACUUUUUCACAUUUAGAAGACUCUAACUUUUAAACCUUAAGAGAUAAUUGAAUGCAAUUUUAAACAGAGAUGCUUUAUUAUCUGUUGAUACUUAUUUUACUUUUAAAUUAUAGAUAGAAGUCCAAGAAAAUAUUUUACACUUUAUGAUGUGACACAACAUGUAAAAAAAAAUGACAGAAAAAGUACUUUUUUUUCCAUUAAUAGGCUGUAUUUUUUUUAACUUUCAGAGCUAUAUAAAUAAAAUUUUCAACACAAAUGCAUGAAAUUAAUUGUGUUGUUCCUUUUAUUAUUUUGAAACCUGAGAUUUGUGUUAACACAAACCUUUUUUUGUUAUAGAUCUGUGGCGUCAGUAAGUAAAUGUAAUACGUCACCAGGUCGAAAAUAAUUUUCCAAUAUAUGAAUUUUUUUGCUUGCGCCCAAUGAUGGUGUCAGAAUAUGUAAAAGUAUUUAUAACAUCCUUGUCUGUUGCUGUCACAUUAGUGUGUAUGACAAUCAUGUCACAUCGCAGCCUCCUUUAGUUAUGCCAUGCCCAUCGCCAAUGAUGUUCUCUGUGGAGAAAAAAAAAUAAAGUUUAGCUCUUAGUCAUGAUUGAAGCUUCAUUUAACACAAUAUCAACAAAAAUGUCAUAAACAACUUUAAUUUUAAAAGAAUAUUUUUAGGACUUGAUCCUGUAUAAAAAUCUAUGUUAUGUCUCUGUAUCUAGCCAAGAAAUCUUAUCUAGAAUUUACUUAUUUAGAUUUGAUUGAUCAGUGAUCUCUCAUUGAUUUGAUCUAACUCUAGAUCUAGUAAUGAAUACUAUUGACUUUUUAUUUGUCUACUCAUCUAGAUUUGCCUAGAAUCACUAUAUUUACUUAGCAUUAUAUAUUAAAAGUGAAAUAAUUUAAUUAAAUUAUUUGAAUCUAAAUGAAACCAGUAUAGUUAGAUAGAUCUUUUUGAAUGGAGUUCAGUGAUACCUCAUUUAUGCUUCUAAGUUAAUUAGAGCAUGAGUUAUGAUCAUUUUAGUGUCGGAAAAUUCGUCUAUUAAAAAAAUCAAUUUUUGUGACCGAAAGAAGGAGUUUGUACACUAAAAAUGCUAUAACUUUUUAACUCUUGAAGAUAACUUAAUGAAAUUUUCAACAGAUAUGCACAAUCAUGUUCUGAUAAUUAUUUAAAUUUUAAACCAUCUAUGUCUAUUAACACUUUUUUGUUUUAAGCCGUUAAUGUUGGGGUAGGUGUUGAAAAACGAUAGAAACAAAAUACAUUUCUGUACAUAAAUGUUUAUAACUUUUAAACCAAUAGAGAUAUUUGGUUGAAACUUUUAACACAAAUGCAUGAUUAUUUGUUAUUUAUUUAUUAUAUAUAAUCCUGAGCUAGAAGUUAAAUCAAUUUUUUAUUAUCGUAGAUAAAUGUUGGAUGGCAUGUCGAAAAACGACAAAAAAAUAUGUUGACUCUUGAAGUGCUCAUAAAUUUAUAACCAUUAGAGAUAUUUAAAUGAAAUUUUGAACAUAAAAGCAUGAUUAUGUGUUAUGCAUUUAUUAUAUAUAAUCCUGAGUUAGAAGUUAAAACAAAAUUAUUUUUUAAAUUACAAAACAGUUUGAAUGACGUCGGAAAAACGACAAAUUAUGUAGACACUUAAAGUAGUCAUAACUUUGUGAGCAAUAGAGAUAUUUGAAUGAAAUUUUUAACAGAUAUGCACAAUUAUGUUAUUUAUUUCAUAUAUAUAAUUAUUUUAAAUUUGGAAUGUAUUUUAAAAAAUAUAUAAUUUAAAACAUGAAGCGAAAUGUUGAAAAACUGAAUAAAAAAACAAAAACUUUUUCGUUCAAUACAUUUUGAAUUCUGAAACAUUUUAAUUUUUAAAUAUUACAUAAACGAUUUACAAAAAAAAACACCUAGCAUUAUAAUAUAGAUAUAAAAUGUAAAUAACUAUAGAUUUCUUGAUGUCAGUCUGUGAAUAUAUGUUAGUAGCCAAAGCUUGCGAACAUCAUGCAUGAUUGAAGACGCACAUAGUCGGACUGUAUCUGUUUUGCUGAAAUAGAAUAAAUACUUUUACUGCGUACCAAGCUGUGCUUGCUGAAAAGCUGAAAUCAGUCCAUAAUUCCUUAAAGCAUGACCUCCCAAGAUAAUAGUCUUCUUUCUUGUGUUGAUUCUCCUGUGACCCAAAUCCGGAAACACUCUGCUGGUAAUUUGACUGGAGACCUUCGCAAAGUGAAAGAUCUGGCAGCUGACAUUCACAAUCUGAUUUUGAAAUGGGCAAGUCUGAAUUCCAGAGGUGUGGACAUUAUAACCAGGAUAGCCAAUAUGAAAAUUGAGAAAGUGUUUAAUGUCCAGGAAGUGAGUGGUGGUCCUCAGCCAGCUUUACCUUUGGAAUUGAAUCCUCUUUGUGAUCUAUUGUUGGAUCUUGUUGGUGAUAUGAAAAAAAUUGUUGAGAAACUCGAGUCCAAGACAAAACUUGCGGAGAGUUUAGUCUCACUGAAAGUUUUCAACACGUCUACAACUGUCAGUGAUGUGUUAUUUCAGACAAUGUCAUUAGAGGACAUAGCCGAGACUGUGAGAGAAAUCUGUACAGACUACCAACAGGAAGUGAGUUUCAAGGCUGAGCUAUGUAAAUAUGUAGGCCAUGCUGCCAGCAGAGAUGUCAUCAUGUUCUAUACCAGCUGUUGGGUUCAUCAGCCUUAUGUUUCCACGAGGACUUGUGACUUACUGCAGGCCCUUCUCAUUGAAACUGGUCAUGUCCAGUCCUGAUGACCACUACUUCCAUGCUGAUCAAACAAGCAUCCCUAGUGUUCAAACUGUCACUGCAGCAGACUCAAACGUGGGUCCGCUUGUUCCGGCAGGAGAUUUAAGUCAUGUCAGAAGUGUCAGAGACCGGUACACAUCAGGUCAGCAUGUACUGGUAUCAGAUGGCAAACAAUUUUUUAACUACCCACCCAGCCAUCUCCAUUUCUAUCUGGUCAUAACUUUUAAAAACAACUUUUAAUUGCUGAUGUUUUGACCUGAUAAGAUGGUCUUUGAUAAAUAGACUGGUCUAAAAUGACCUGGAUGGUGUCUGUCUCACUGAAACAGGAAAAUUAACUUUAUUGACAAAGCCAGUGAUGUGAUUGAAUUGAUUCGGGGAAAAGAAACUACCCAGCCGUGUAAUAUUCUUGGUGGUAGUUGCAUUAAAGUGUCCUAACAUAGACUUCAGGCACUUGAGCAGACACAAGAACUGUUUUCUUAAUCUUACACAGUGUGUUUAGUUCAUUUGUGUCACUGUGUGUUAAAUUUAAAGAUAUUUUACCAAACGAGGAAUUCUUAGCUUGAGUUUGGAUUUGUCCAGAACACAUUGAUGGUGUCCAGAUUUAUUUUGACCUUCAUGCUAGCCAUGCAUAUAGUAUAUGAUUUUUUCAUAUUGGAUUUUAUUACCAGUACUAUUAUAAUUUUAUUUGUAUUAAUUAACCACCAACUGAUUAUACUGGAUGGUUGCCUGAUCGUUUAUUAUGACCUUUGGACUGACGUGAUGGUCUCAAGUAGCUCGCUUCCUCCCCUCCAGGAGGUUUUGGCUAGGGUGUUGUAAUCUUUAAAGCAGUGAUGAGGCUAAACUAUGUUACAACAUAAUUUACCUCAGUGCAAGACAACGCAGGACUUCGUUAGAGAUGAACUAGAACUGAUUCGAUUAAACUGUUGUCCUAGAAAAA
Biomphalaria glabrata is the source of this 4048-nucleotide messenger RNA. Its product is annotated as cyclin-dependent kinase 2-interacting protein-like. The record is from RefSeq and is a predicted model, not a curated record. Lineage: Eukaryota; Metazoa; Mollusca; Gastropoda; Planorbidae. The transcript is spliced from 6 exons. The coding region runs from base 2481 to 3116 and encodes 211 amino acids.